AUGCAAAGAAUGUGGGCGACGAUCAUGUUAGCUUUGAUAAUGAUUCUAUCAAUAUCUAUACAAACAAAUGGAAAUGAGAAAAGAAAUGAUCUUGCACAUGCUCCAUCUACGGCAUUAGCAUUAGCACCUCAAUCAGAGGAUGGAUUAUUACCUAAUCCUUUAGCUUGUGUAGGUGACGUAAAAACAAUUCCAAAUUGUGUAAAAGCAAUAACGCACUUCAGAUUCAGAGAGGUCACAAAGAAGUGUUGCACCAUCGUAGUCAGUCUUCCCGAAGAUUGUUUUGGGAUUGUGUUCCAUAUUCCUUUCUUCUUUCGUUGGGUCCUUAAGAUUAUCUGCAAAAUAAUUAGUCACACUUGA
This is a messenger RNA of Eutrema salsugineum, 357 nucleotides long. RefSeq lists its product as uncharacterized. The coding region runs from base 1 to 357 and encodes 118 amino acids. The transcript has a single exon. NCBI's taxonomy places the organism in Eukaryota, Viridiplantae, Streptophyta, Magnoliopsida, Brassicales, Brassicaceae. The record is from RefSeq and is a predicted model, not a curated record.